GGGGGACAGGUGUUUAAAGCAGGUCAAAGGGUAAAGGGUGGUAUCAGAAAAAGACAACAGAAGUAAUGAUGUACAGCUGUGACAAGACAGAGACAGCAACAUCUGUGACAUCUGUGGAAUGCAAUUAGAAGAUUUCAAAAAUGGAGUUUUCCGAAAGAAAAAGGAGCAGGAAAUCUCAAAGCUUUAAACUGGUCAAUGAAGAUUUUGAGGCAGGAUACUUGGAUUGUAAUACCAGUGCUGAUAUCAAUGGGGAACCUAAUAACACAGCAGCAACUACAGUUUGGCUAGGUGACAAAGAUGUGGAGAUUAAAAACCAGAUCACCGGAAUGAUGAGACUCCUAAACGACAAGGCAGGCAGAGUGUAUCAGAGGGUGGGAAAAGAGGGUGAGAACUUGAAACAGGAGCCUCAGGAAGUCGACUUGAGGUGGGACCAGCACAUUGCCAUCUCUCCACCUGCCAGUCAGGAGGAGCCCCAGCACAGCACUUGGAAUGAAGAACCGGCAGCAAGACCCCAGGUUUCUGGGCAAUAUGGCACCCGAUCUAAAACCUUGAAAAUGAUCAACAAAAUGAAAAACACAGUGAAGACGAAUGGAGAGAUACCAAUCACAAACAACACUGCUGGGCCAAACUGUUGUAUGUGUAACUGUAAGACCACCAUGCAGGCUAUCUUACAGGAGCUCAGAGCCAUGAGGAAGUUAAUGCAGACACAAAAAGGAGCUCAGUCAAAGCAGCGUGCGCAGACGAAUGUAAGUGCUCAGCGUUUGUCGAUGCCACGCAAGAGGAACAGGAAGAAGAAACCUGCCCAAAAGGUCACUGCACCGGCCUCCCAGAGCAAGAAGUUGUGUAGUCAGCCCGGCAGCACAACAGAGCAAAGUGGAAAGAGGGACAGGCCUGCCAGGGAGCGACUAGGCCCUUCACAGCCCACUCCAGCUUCAGCCAUAGACAUCCAUGUUCCAGAAUACUGUCUUAUCCGAGAAAUGCCUUCCUCAGAACCUGAAGUCCAGCUUGCAGAGGGUUAUGAAGUGUACAUACCCAAAACCCAGCUGGACUCUAUCUUGGUGAAUUACACACGCUCUGGUAGCUUACUGUUCAGGAAGCUGGUGUGUGCAUUCUUUGAUGACACAACUCUGGCCAAUUCCCUUCCUAAUGGAAAAAGAAAGAGGGGGUUAAAUGAUAACAGAAAGGGGCUCGAUCAGAAUAUUGUGGGAGCAAUAAAAGUCUUCACAGAGAAAUAUUGCACUGCUAAUAGAAUUGACAAGCUUCCUGGUCCAAGAGAUUGGGUACAGAUUCUCCAGGAUCAAAUUAAACUGGCCAGGAGAAGAUUAAAACGAGGAACUGGUGAGGCUAUUGUUUGUAAUGAAGAAAGGGAUGGAUGUUCUGCACCCCAGUCAGGUAGAGCUUUUGAGAAGAGCACAGGCCAUGUGUGGGUUGAUGCUGAUAAGGACUGCACAGCAUAAAAAAGUUUUGUUUGCAGUACUUUUGCGCUUUGUGGUAAAUCCAAGUUGAUCUACUUAUCCAGUUUGUCACGUUCAAAUUCAGUUGUUUAGAGAGCUCAUAGUUGUCUUCUCGCAAGACAUAUUAGUUUUGUGUCAGUUGUGAAGUAAUAAAACAUACUAAGACUGCAAAGUGACUAACUUGCUUUACAACUAUGUACAUUGCCUGUGCUAAGCAAAAAGUGAGACUAGAGCUGAACGUUUAGUUGAGUGCAGUAAACUAAGCCCUUUAUUUUGUUCAUGUGACUCAUCAGUCCAGUCUGGGAUAACUUUAGUAAAGGAAUUCUCUGCUGUAGUGCGGAGGGGACUUCAAGCGUUAUGUCUUUUGUAACAAACUCAUUAUUUCCCUUACAAAUGUUUACCAUAGUAAAUAUGUGCAGUGGUUUUGCAGUUUACCAUGGUUAAACAAGAUUGUACCAAGCUUUACCAUGUUUGCCUGUGCUUUAACAUGCUUUUUCUUUUUCCAUAAUACUUUUUUACACUUCUCUAUGUCUUUACUAAAAUGUGUUAUUCCACAGUAUUCUGCAGUAAACUUUUAUUGGGUUUUUUUUAUGAAAUCAUUAUUUUUGAAGAUGUGCCCCAUGCUGUUUUCUAUCAGCUCAACAGAAUUGUAGCAGGUAAAUAGCCACCAAGUCCAGUUUAAUGUUCAGUUUGUACUCAUAUUGAGAGUACCACUCAGUGAUGAUAAAUAAUGAUAAAAACCUAUUACAUUCUUUACUACAUGAGAUUACUACUAUCAGAAUCUGGGGAUAUGUGGAGGAAACGUACUCAUAGUGGUACCAAGUAAAAACAUUUGAAAAAGUGAAAAAGGAAAAUACAGUCUUGGCUUGCCCACCAGUGGAAUUGACAGACAAAAUAAAGGUAGGCAAAUCAAGUGGUAGAAGAAGAAUGUAUUUUAUAACUGCUUCCCGUAAAGAAGCCCUAAAAUUACAUGUUAGAGGGUUCACUGAAGUGAUGUUAUAUUGUAAUAUUUGUAUUUAGUAGAUCGGUGUAGAUAAUAAUAUUGAUCAAAUGGGAUUUUCUUAAAACGUCACUUCAUUUCUUCCAUACAAUUUGUAAAUAUUUUAUUUCAAUAUGUAAAUAUUUAAACCUUUUUUUUUUUAACAAACAGAUGAAUCAUUGUGAAAUUGUUUUAAUACAGUAUUUAAAGUGUGCUGUUAACCAACUGAUCUGUUUAGAUUGUAUUUCUGCUUCAAGAAUUAAAAGGU
Messenger RNA from Acipenser ruthenus (sterlet), 2701 nucleotides. RefSeq names its product BEN domain-containing protein 7-like. The transcript has 10 exons. Gene Ontology annotation, molecular function: DNA binding. The record is from RefSeq and is a predicted model, not a curated record. NCBI's taxonomy places the organism in Eukaryota, Metazoa, Chordata, Actinopteri, Acipenseriformes, Acipenseridae. The coding region runs from base 141 to 1457 and encodes 438 amino acids.